Messenger RNA from Etheostoma cragini (Arkansas darter), 2103 nucleotides. RefSeq names its product transmembrane protein 179. Lineage: Eukaryota; Metazoa; Chordata; Actinopteri; Perciformes; Percidae. The coding region runs from base 245 to 937 and encodes 230 amino acids. The transcript is spliced from 4 exons. The record is from RefSeq and is a predicted model, not a curated record.
AGUAUCAGUCGGAAAUGAAUGGUCCUUAUGGGGUAAACUGUAUGUUAAGGGGUGUAUUCCAUAAUUAACUUAAAUACUUGUGUGGCAAAUGGGAAGAUCUACACCGCCUGGAUGCAGAUAAGAUGGAGAGCUCUAGGCCUCAGCCUGCUCAUUAAUUUGCUGAUUUGAUGCUGCGCCUCCGCUGCCUCCAGUGCGCAGCCGCAGUAUCUCCAGGACGCAGAGAGCAGAAGAGGCAGACAGAAAAAUGGCCCUCGAUAAUUUAAUUUUUGCCCAAUGCAUCCUUUAUUUUUUAUCUUUCGUAUUCGGUUUCAUCGCCGUGGUGCCUCUGUCUGAAAACACGGAGGAUUUCCGAGGGAAAUGCCUGCUCUUCACGCGUGGUAUGUGGCAAAACGAGAACAUCACGGUGUCGAAGCAGCGCUUCAUCGUGGAGGAGUGGGGACCCGAGUCCUCCUGCAGCUUCAUCACUUUUGUCGGGAUAGCGUCACUUAUCCUGUCCGCAGUGCAGGCAUGGAGGCUGCUGUUCUUCCUGUGCAAAGGACACGAUGACUCCAUAUUCAACGCCUUUCUCAACCUGCUGAUCAGCUCCCUGGCGGUGUUCACAGUCUUCCUGUCCAGCACCAUUGUCAGCGUGGGUUUCAACGUGUGGUGCGACUCCAUCACCGAGGGUGGGACCAUGCCCAGCAGUUGUGAGGAGCUGCAGGACACUGAUCUAGAACUCGGCCUGGACAACUCUGCUUUCUACGACCAGAUUGCUAUAGCUCAGUUUGGCUUGUGGGCUGCAUGGCUCACUUGGCUUGGGAUUGCAGUGAUGGCCUUCCUGAAGGUCUACUACAACUAUAGACAAGAGGACCUGCUGGACAGUCUGAUCCACGAGAAGGAACUUCUGCUCGGCCGCUCCUCACGUCGCAAAUCUGACCUCCAGACCUGCCUGACAUAGAAACCAGAACACUCACAAACACACACACUCACACACAUUCAAUCAAUCAUACAGUACUCUUGAAUGCCAUGAGAAACACUUACGUUUGCCUCUGUAGACAUUCAAAUUGGUAUUUGCUCUCAUUAAUCAUGGAUUGAAUCAAAUACAAGGUUUUAGCUUUGUUCUCCAAUGGCAAUUGAUUUUCCCUCAAAAACAUCAACUAAUGGUAGUUUUCUCCCAAUCCUUGAGGAAUCCUGCAUUUUGAGCUUAUUCACUGUGUGCAUUCUUCUUUAACACACACAAUCGUAAUUUUGCUCUGACAGUAUCAAACCAGUAAAUGGAAAUUCACACCAAGUUAACUCAUGAAUUUCUAUCUAGUAUUAAUGGCUUGGACCGAUUGGCCGAUUGAUCAUGUUGUCUUUGUGAAAACUCUGCAUGGACCUAAUGCAUGCCAAAUUAAUAGGGUGGUGGUUUUUAGAUGUAAAGAAAGGUUAUUUUGUUUUAUACACCAAUAAAUGUGUUCCUAAGAAAGGAUGUUGGUGUGCUGUUGCAGUACAUUCACUCUUUAAUCAGCAGUUUAAAACUGUAGUUUUGAACAUUCGUGUAAGGGGCAGCCGGUCCAAAAAAGGCUUUUGGCAAUCUCUGUGAAAGAAAAAAAACGAAUCUUCUUGUGCCGUAGAUUAUCUUAGGCUUCUUCUUCACACUUUAAAAGCUACAAAACCAAUAUACUGUAUUACUGUGAGUAGACGCACAAAUGUACCUGCAUGCAUUUCUCUCCUAGUUACAUACACAUCACACACUCACUUAUUUUCAGAUACUACAGAAAGAAAGCAAAUAACCUUGACUUUGAUAGGCGACAGAUGACAGUUUUAUUCAAAACAAAUGAAAUCAUAAAACGGUAGGAACUAAGAAAACCCUCCACAAAUGCACUUCUUUCAAAGUGACCAUAAACACUUGGACAGCCAUGAAAUGCAACUUCUAAGCUAAAUGUGCAUAUGCAGGACAUGAGUUCACUUGGUAUUUUUUAUUGCCAAUAACAAAUUAGUUUGACAGUACAAAUUCAAGAGUGUUUCUUUCUUCUAUAUGGGCAUUUUUAGCCUUAUAUUUCUUUGCCAUUCAAAUACAAAACCUAUUUCCUUUUGAGUUCCCUGAAAUCUGUUAUAUAAAGAGAAAUAUUUUACUGGAAA